AUGUUAAAUCUUCUAUCAAGUGAUACUAUAGUUGUUUCUCCUUCGCCACUUUCUUAUUUUGAUAUCUCAUUUUUAACUUUUGAAGCUGUUUUAGAAGUUGUUAUUAUUUGUUUUGCAGGUUUCAUAGCUGCCAAAUCCGGUUUAUUAACUACUCAAGGUCAGAAAUCCCUAAGUGCUUUAAAUGUUGAUUUAUUUACACCAUGUUUGAUUUUUUCAAAAUUGGCUUCAAAUUUAUCGUUGAGUAAAUUGAUUGAGAUCAUUAUCAUUCCUAUAUUUUAUGCCAUUUCAACCCUUAUAUCUUUUGGAUGUUCUAAAUUUACCAGUUAUUUAUUGGGCUUGAAUGAGCCAGAAACGGAUUUCGUUACAGCAAUGGCUGUUUUUGGUAAUUCCAAUUCCUUACCGGUCAGUUUGACUUUAAGUUUGGCCUAUACUUUACCUGAUUUAUUAUGGGACGAUAUUGUUGACGACAACAGUGAUAAAGUUGCGGGUAGAGGUAUUUUAUACUUGUUGAUUUUUCAACAAUUGGGUCAAGUUUUGAGAUGGUCCUGGGGUUUUAACACAUUAUUAAGAAAAAGAUCUCAACUAGAAUUGAAUACUUAUCAUACAAAAAACGGCAAAGUUGUUGUUUAUGAGCAAUGUCGUUUGAUUUCUCCUGAUGAAAUUGAACAAACUUUGUACAUUGAAGAUGCCCUCCGACAACAAGAUCAAGAUCAAGAACAUGAAACAACAAGAGAAAUUCAAUUAUCUGAUGAAGAACACCCUGCUAAUGAUUCAAAAGGUUUUUCUGAAUUGCCAGGCGUUAAACAAUUUUUGGCAUUCAUGAAUCCUCCAUUGUAUGCCAUGUUGAUUAGUGUUAUUGUCGCUUCUGUGCCGUAUCUCAGAAAUUUGUUUUUUGGCACUGAAAAUGGUGGUUCAUUUGUUCAUAAUACUUUGGCCAAAUCAAUUACUGGUUUAGGAAGUGUUUCAAUUCCUUUGAUUUUGAUUGUUUUAGGUUCCAAUUUAUACCCUUCCAGUGAUAUUCCACCUGCUUCAAAACAUUACAAUAGAAUUUUAAUUGGUUCGCUAUUAUCAAGAAUGAUUUUACCUUCCAUUAUUUUAUUACCAAUUAUUGCUGUUUGUGUUAAAUAUAUCAAUACUUCAAUCUUAGAUGAUCCUAUUUUCUUGAUUGUUGCUUUUAUUUUGACUAUUAGUCCUCCAGCUAUUCAAUUAUCUCAAAUCACACAAUUAAAUAAUGUUUAUCAAAAGGAAAUGAGUGGAGUAUUAUUUUGGGGUUAUGUUAUUUUGACUGUUCCAACAACCAUUUUCAUUGUUGUUUGUUCUUUGAAGGUUUUAGAAUGGGCCAAAUAA
Candida tropicalis MYA-3404 is the source of this 1347-nucleotide messenger RNA. RefSeq lists its product as uncharacterized. Gene Ontology annotation, biological process: transmembrane transport. The transcript has a single exon. Gene Ontology annotation, cellular component: endoplasmic reticulum; membrane. The coding region runs from base 1 to 1347 and encodes 448 amino acids. NCBI's taxonomy places the organism in Eukaryota, Fungi, Ascomycota, Pichiomycetes, Serinales, Debaryomycetaceae. The record is from RefSeq and is a predicted model, not a curated record.